CCGCAGGGUAGUCCAAGGUGCUCUUUCCCAAGGGGGGCUGCUGGGCCCACUCAGCCUUGCUAAAGUCCUUGCUCAGCAUAUGGUCACAGAAGGUGAAGGAGCAGGUGUUGGCCCAGUGGUGCCCUUGGGCGAGUGGAGCGUUUGGGAAACACAGAGGGAGCCCUAGGCAGCAGGGACGCUGCCAGGGUUGGGCCUAACAGGGCGCUGCCUACCCCCAAAACUGGACAAGUCUUCCCUACAUCCUUUUCAGCUUCACCGUCCCGGCCCAGUAGCUGCUGGUACACGCAUCCGCCAAGGCGGGGGUGAACCAGAGGAGGGAGAGGCAGGGGCCUCGCGCCUGGAAACGCCGAGAGAACAGGAGAUAAACAGCUAUAGCGCCUCCAUCCAACGCCAUUUUGGUGACACGCUACUUCUCUCUCAACUUCGAAUCACGUGAAGUCAGCUGCGAGAAGACAAGAUGGCGCCGAGCAAGAGGAGCGGAGACGGAAAGCAUAAAUCUUGCUUUCCAACUGGAAGCAUAAGAAAGGCGCGAAGGAUGGAACUGCGCAGGCGUUCAGCUUUGGCAAGCUUUAAAAUUCGAACAGCAGGGAGGAUGCGUCCAGAACACGGUCUUUAAACGAGACCUAUUUCACGAGACCAAAGGUGGGGUUGCGUAAGAAAAAGCGGAGAACGGGGGGCACUCCAGCGUAGUCGCGGGAAGAAGAGGGGCGGAGCGUUCAGGAUGCGCAUGCGCAGAAUCAAUGGCGGGUUGAAGCGACUGGCGAAAACUACCUUCGCGAUAUGGCGGCCGAGGCAGACGGGCCGCUGAGGCGAGUACUGGUGCCGACUCUAUUACCUGAGAAAUGCUACGACCAAAUUUUCAUCCAAUGGGACUUGCUUCACGUCCCCUGCCUCAAGAUUCUCCUCAGCAAAGUCCUGGGGCUGGGCAUUGUGGCUGGCUCCCUUCUGGUAAAACUGCCCCAGGUGUUUAAAAUCCUGGGAGCCCAGAGUGCUGAAGGGUUGAGUCUCCAGUCAGUGAUACUAGAGCUAGUGGCAUUAACUGGGACCAUGGUCUACAGCAUCACCAACAACUUCCCUUUCAGCUCUUGGGGUGAAGCCCUGUUCCUGAUGCUUCAGACAGUCACCAUCUGCUUCCUGGUCUUGCACUUCCGAGGACAGACUGUGAAAGGUGUUGCUUUCCUAGUAUGCUAUGCUGUGGUCCUGCUGCUGCUGCUGUUACCACUGACACCCCCAGCAGCAGUCACCCUGCUCCAGGCCUCCAACGUGCCUGCCGUGGUGGUGGGGAGGCUGCUACAGGCAGCCACCAACUACCGCAAUGGGCACACAGGUCAGCUCUCAGCCAUCACAGUCUUUCUGCUCUUUGGGGGUUCCCUGGCCCGGAUCUUCACUUCCGUUCAGGAAACAGGAGACCCUCUCAUGGCUGGAACCUUUGUGGUUUCUUCCCUCUGCAACGGCCUCAUUGCUGCCCAGCUCCUUUACUACUGGAAUGCAGGGGCUACUCACAAGAAGGAAAAAGAGCAGUAGGAUUGAGCCAGCUGCUGGAGUCCAUUCCAAGUUUCCCUUUAUUCCCCCUCAGGGUCCUCCCCACCUGAACCAGUGAGCUGGUGUGACUUUUAAUCGCCCGGCCGCCAUUCCUCUGCAAUUUCAACUUGAGCCAGGGUUUUUUUUUUCCCUAUGAUCUUUAGUUGGGGUAGAGAUUUUCAGGUUGACAUUUUGACACUUAUUUUGUACUGUCCUGUGCAUGUGCUCUUAACUCAUUGUAUCAUUUGGCUGAGAUUUCUGUUAACAGCAAUUUCCAGCAACUUACGUCUUACCCUGUCCUCCCAUCUCCUUACUUCCCUUCUGGCCCUAGAGGACAGAGACUGGACAGUGGAACGGGACCUAGGAGCUUGUGGCCACCUCCCUCCCCCAUCCUGGCUGGGGCUGUCUCCUGGACCCCAGUGCUGGGAGAAAGGGGGCACUGAGAAUGACUCAGGCAGGGCCCCAGGGUGGGGUGAGGAGGUUCCUGCACUGGCAGGUCCAAGCGGAAGGGAGUGGAGACCGCACAGAUUGUUGCUCCAGUGAGGGGGAACAGAGAUGGAGCAAUAAAGACUCAGAGACACAUGG
This is a messenger RNA of Manis pentadactyla (Chinese pangolin), 2106 nucleotides long. RefSeq names its product mannose-P-dolichol utilization defect 1 (gene MPDU1). The record is from RefSeq and is a predicted model, not a curated record. The coding region runs from base 781 to 1524 and encodes 247 amino acids. The transcript has 7 exons. Gene Ontology annotation, biological process: oligosaccharide biosynthetic process. NCBI's taxonomy places the organism in Eukaryota, Metazoa, Chordata, Mammalia, Pholidota, Manidae.